GUUACUAUUAACCCUGUCAUGUAUACUUGAACAGUAUGUCUUUCUAGAUUGGAGUUGAACUUGAAUCUAGUCUAACAAGUCUGAAGAAGGCUUCCCCUGUACAACUUUCCAUUGUUGACGUAGCUAGGUUUAACAGAUUGUUUGUUUAUCUUGAGAACAAAAUCUUUACAUUCUAAUUGUGAUUGAAAUAUUGUGUUAAUAAAUAUCAGAUUAUAUAUUUUUGUGCAAUAAUUUAAACAACUAGUUACCCAAAUAAUAGGGUUUAUAAAAUACCAAGUUAAUAUUUUUGUUAUAUCUUACAAAAUAUCAAACAUGAUUCGCCCGGUGUUGAUGUUGGUCCAUUCAUCGUUUAUAUUAUUUGUGAUUCUUAAUUUUGUUUAUCAUGUUGGAGCUACCAGUAAACCAGGAGAUGAUGAGAGUUUACACGAGAGUCAAAUACCUGCGCCAACAUCUGAUGAAUUUCAACAGCAGCCAACCCCAGAAGAGAUUCAAUCCGAGUUGGUUCGUUUGUACAGUAAAUAUGAUGAAAACAGUGAUAAACAGUUGAGCGUUGAAGAGGUGAAGAAAUGGCUGGAUGAAAUUCACCUGGAAAUAACACAGGAGAAUCUGGACAGACAAUGGGCUUAUUAUGAACCGGUAACUCAAGAGGUGCACAGCUGGCAUGAAUAUGAACCAGUCGAGAUGGAGGUAUUAGAUUGGGAAAAAUACAAGAACAAAACAUUCACCGAGGAAAUGAGGAUCGAAUCAUAUAAUGACGAACAGGGUAAAGCAGUUUGGGAAACUAUGUUAAACCGAGCUCAGAAACGAUGGGAAGUUGCUGAUGCCAAUAAUGACACCAUAUUAACUAAAGAUGAAUUCAAAGAUUUCAUGUGGCCAGAGGAAUCUUCAUCAGAUGCUGUAAAACAAAGACUUGUCGAGGAAGGCCUAGAAGACAUGGACAGCGAUGGAGACAAAUUAAUCAACAUGGAAGAAUACCUUAAACAUUUAAUAACAAUCACACCAGAAGCUGAUCGUGUUGAUCCUGAAUGGACUGAAGUUCAAAAAAAUCAUUUCCACUCAUAUUUAGAUAAAGAUAAAGAUGGAUCCUUGAACCCUAAAGAACUUGAAUAUUGGUUAACAAUUCAAACCGAUAGACAUAACGAAGAAGCAGCCCGACUUGUGGCAUCAUCAGAUGAAAAUAAAGACCAAGUGCUAUCAGUUGAUGAAAUAAAGGAAGGUUACAACAACUUUUUCACCCUCAUUUCCCCCAAAUUUUGGAAUAAAUACUAUCCAGAUGAGCAAUUAUACGGACCAAGUACAAGUGCAUCUCAUGAUGAACUUUAACAAACCUGAAUCUCAAAAUUUCAACCUUUGUACUCUUUUUUAUACUCCAAGUAUUUCAAAUAAACCGUCCGGUUAAUCAUCAAUGAAA
This is a messenger RNA of Tetranychus urticae (two-spotted spider mite), 1411 nucleotides long. RefSeq names its product calumenin-B. Gene Ontology annotation, molecular function: calcium ion binding. NCBI's taxonomy places the organism in Eukaryota, Metazoa, Arthropoda, Arachnida, Trombidiformes, Tetranychidae. Gene Ontology annotation, cellular component: endoplasmic reticulum. The record is from RefSeq and is a predicted model, not a curated record.